Molecule: messenger RNA, 906 nt
Organism: Cantharellus anzutake
Lineage: Eukaryota; Fungi; Basidiomycota; Agaricomycetes; Cantharellales; Hydnaceae
Exons: 2
Coding region: 144-656 (170 amino acids)
Source: RefSeq, a predicted model, not a curated record
CCAAACGGCGACUCACGAAUUGCAAUGCCGCAAUGGUAGGCCGGAUUGCGAGCGCAAUAAGAUAUUGCCACAACAAUUGUUCGUAUUAAUGCCGAUGCCGAGUCACGUGCUUAGCCACGUUCCCCCUGCCCGUUCUUGCUCGCAUGAAGUCUGCACCUCGUCAAUAUCGUGCGCCCUCGGGAACACCCACACUUAAACCACGGCGUUCUAGCGCUGUCGCUGGCGUCAGUGAAAUUUUUGGCGUCGCCGUAAAUUCUCCGCUCCCUAAUUCGGCUGCUUCAACUCUGCGAUCCAGUCCACUCCGCCACGAGAUUUAUCGGGACGAUUCCACAUCUUCGACGAACAUAGAAGACGGGAUGUCAGUGUCGUCUCGAAAGCGUGGACGUGAUGAUGAGAUUGCAUCGGUGACCUCCAUCCAGUUUGGGAUUGAGGAACCACUAUCCCCCACCUUUUCCGCUGCUGAUUCCAACAAAAAGUCGCGUCUGAAAGACCUAGACACAACUGAGGCUCUUACUAGCGAAUUGAUUCCUGAGCCUAUUCCUAUCCCUUCUGUUCCUGUCUCAGAGGACGCAAGUGCGCCAUCAUCCGCACCAAUUCGUUGGUUUGGCUCCCUGUCACGGAAAAUAAGCCGCCCGAACGUGUCAUUUUUCUACUGAGGCCACCCCAGACGCUUCGAUCGCUUCCGUCCCUUCAACUGGUGUAUACGAGAAUACCCGAUCGGAAUUGUCUAUACGAAGUGGAAUUACAAGUUGGUUUUCGGGGAAUGGGAGUGCACGUUCAGUAUCUGUCGCCACACAAGCGUCUACCAACGAGGCGCAGCCCCCCACGUCCAUAUUGUCCGAGGCCAAGGAAACUUCCCCGUCGGCUCCUGGAGCAGAAACCGAUACUUCUGCACCUUUUCCUGAG